Blepharisma stoltei is the source of this 900-nucleotide messenger RNA. NCBI's taxonomy places the organism in Eukaryota, Ciliophora, Heterotrichea, Heterotrichida, Blepharismidae. The record is from the annotation of a GenBank genome assembly.
AUGGCAGAAGCUAAAAGGAUGCCUUUUUGGGUAAUUUUUGGAGUUUAUCCAGUCCUCUUGGCCUUUAUUCUUUGGCUUUAUCAACAAGUUUAUUUUUUGCCUGUCCAAAUUCCUCCCAAAUUCUUAAGCUCAAAGUCUACUCUUGAAUUAGCUAUAAAAUGCUCAGCAAUUAGCACAAUCCCAAUAUUUUACUUACUUACUCCCCUCUUUAAAUUGAUACAAAAUAUAAGCUAAAUUUCCAAUUUUUCGCACUUCAUGGAAUAAUUUUUUUUAUAAAAUUAGUUUUAUACUAAUUAAUUGAAAAGUAAUUCAAAUAUUUUUCACAUAGAAUCGAUUAAUUCUAAAAAUGAAUUAAAUUCAAAAAAUUGCAUUCAAUUUAUAUUUGUUUAAAAAAAAUUAUACCCCGUAUAAACUGAACAGGAAUAUUUUCCAAUUUAAACAUGUGGAGUUAAUAAUCAUAGUAAUGCUCUGCAGAAUUUUAACAGCUGCAGGUAAUGUAUUCACUUUUAUUAUAAAUUAUGCAAUAACUGCAAUACCAGAAAUAAUAUUUAUUUUUAUUAAAGUUCAUAUUAUAAACCAUAUUUAAUAUAGUAGAGACUAUUAAAGGAAUAUCAAGGAAUCUGGUUUAAAGUCCAUUCUAUGUGUCUUCAAAAUACAUUAGAGCAGAACUUUUUAUUUGCCGUCAAUCUGAUAGCUAUAGGGGCAUUUGAAGGUCUUGCCCCAGAAAAAAUUGUCCUUGUGACAGGAAUUUAUAUAGUUUCUAGAGUCUUGUUUUACCUUGGAUAUAUAGCUGCUGGGUAUACUGGGAUUCCUGCAUUUAGGUCAGUCUGGAUGAUGCUGACUUUUGUUAACAACGGAUUUUUGUUGUGGAUCAACGUGAAAACCAUUUUCAAACUCUAG